AUGGAUCAAAGAGCAAAGAUAAGUAAGGACAGGGCAAGUAAGCUUAUACUGUAGUUUACUUAAUUGGGAAUAGAGGGACUGCCUGCUGAUAUCCCAGUUUCUUAUAAGUCAAGGGCAUGUUCUUUCUGCUCAUUGACAUUUUGUUCUAAAACGGGGACUUAAAAAAAAUGGUUUCAGGACUUCCGGGGUGGCGCCAUAGGCAAUGGCGGACUCCCUCUGAACUGGAGGGACUAGCUCCGCGCGAAACGGGUCUUUUCCGCUACGGCGAAGCGGGGACCCUUUUAAAAAUCACAGGCGGAUGAAGCCUGUGACCAUGGGACUCGGCGGGCACCCUUAGCGCCCCCCCCAACCCACAAAGGAACCCACUAACGGGCUCCGAAGCGAAGAGGCGGAAGCGGCGCGGUGCUGUGAGUCAACUGCUAUUUCCGUGGAGCGAAGCCGCACAGCCGUUGCCGGAGAGCGCUGCCUUUUUCCUGGGACAAUUUGGCUUCUAAAAUAAGCAUCCGUGAGUACUUAAACUUUGAACAAUUGGACUUUAAAUAAGGACUUGCGAGCAGAAAGGAAUUGGACUUUAAAAUUUUACUUCAAUUUGGUACUGAAACGGGAAGGUCUAAACAGGAAGUUAGCCUUCCGUUUCUUUGUAGACAGAAUAAAGCAAAGACAACGUAAACUAGAGCUCAGAAAAUCGCCUCUAAAGGAUUGGCUUUCAUCAUUUAAAAUUGUUGAACCCCCCUUCAGCAGCAGGAGAAGAAGAGGGAUCUUUUUUGGACUGUUUAAACCUGCAGAAGUGAGUUUAAAGUAAAGUAACUUUCCACCGUCCUGAUCCUGGAGCGGGGUGUCAGGACUGACGUUCGAAGCUCAUUGACCAGAGAUAAACGUUUUUGACAGAUAGCUAAAAGAAGAGGAACAUAGUGAUUCCAUUGUUUCCUUUCGCACCUUAAAGGAACAAAUAUUGACAAAAUAUCUGAAAAAAGGAAACUCUGUUGCUAGACUUGUCUUUAAAAGAAAGAUCAAAUAGAAGUUUUCCCCCUAGAGGGAGACUGUGAAACUGUAACCAACUCCUGGGAGCUGGCAACUGUUACAGAUUACAAUCGUGGGAAUAGACAUCUGACCUUGCAGGACAAUGUAUUCAGAAGCUCUGUUGUGUGCUUUCUAUAAAACAAAUGCCCUACUGGAACAGCUACAUGAGAAGACGAAUUUGAUGGCUGAUUUGAUUAGAAAUUUUGAACAGGCAGUGGGAAAUUUUGAACAGGCAGUGGGAAAAUAUGUGGAGCCCACCCAGGAAUUAAAUCAGGAGUGUGCCCUGACAGAACAGGCCCAACAGUAAUAUGAGCUGUCGGAUUUGACAAAUGAACUUGGAAAAAGCCAGAUUUGGAAAGAAAAAGUUUGGUUUGGUUUGGAAAUGGGGGGUUGGAUAGACCCUCCUAUGCAGGGAUGUUUGGACUUUUCAAGUCUGGCAAUGGGCUGUGAGAUGUUUGGGAUUGUGGGGGCUCUCAAUUUUGGAGGGUUUUUGAAACAUGUUUUUAAAUACCACAUGGAAUUUAGUGUCGAUUAUGGAAAAGGGGCUGAUCUGUCGAGAAGGGUCAAAAAUAUUGCUAUGCUGGAGUUCCCACGAGUGAAACAAGCAGGAGACAAGGGAAAAUACAGUUAUAAAUAUGAAGAAGAGCUGCGGAAGGCACAUGGAAGAGACUUAAGGGCCUUGGAUAUAAGGUCACCAGGUUAAUGCGCCAGAUCGAUGGGAUAAUAAGGACUGACAAACCCAGGACCAGGAGGAAGGGAUGCUGGAUGAAGAUUGGAUUUGUUUUUAUUUCUUUUUUUCAUUACUAGGACUGUUUUAUAAAAUUGAUGAAUGUUAGAAAAAUGUUGGAAUGAAAUUAUUUGGCUUUAGUAAAAAUGUUUAAAGAAUUAUGUAAGAAUAUUAUGGUUAUGAGAAGUUGGUAAGAAUAAGAUUUAAGUUUUAAGUUCCAAGGUUUUUUUUAUAGUAAGAUAAGAUUAAAAUAGUUUAAGGUAAUGUAAUGACAGAAUAUUAUGAAAUAUGGAAAGGAUUUGCUGUGACAAUUAACAACCAGGACACAAGGAAGUGGAGGAGGAGGAGGUCAAGGAAAGAGGGUAAUGACAGUUGAGGAGUUGAGAAUAAUGGAUUUGUUUUUAAAUGUUUUUAAAUUUUUGUGGUGUAUUUUUGUUUUUUCUCUCUUAUUUUGUGUAUUUGUAUGGUUGGAAGUGGCUUGUUUUUCUCUUUUUCUACUUUGUUUUCUUUUGUAACUUUUAAAAAAAAUUCUUUCAAUAAAUAUCAUUUAAAAAAAAAAAAAUGGUUUCAUUCCCACCCUUGUAGUUGACCUGAUCAAUUACCUCAUGUCAAAAGCGCUCCCCUUUUUGUGUUUCCAUUUCCUCCUUUACUGGUGUGUCUGUCUGCCCCUAUCCCUGUUUCCCACCAGAUGCUUUUGUGCAAGGACAACCACAGCGGAGACACCUCCACCUGUCCCCAACCGUGACCUUAGUCAUGGGACUUCUCUGGUGUUCCUUCUACAGAUACUGUCUCUUGGUUGUGUAAGUCAUUCCAAUUUGCCCUAAGGAUAAGUCAGAUGUUUCUGUUAGAGAGGCAAGUAGCCAUACGUCAUCCUCAGCCACAGACGCACAUGCCCUUGUCGCCUCAGGCGACAAAACACAUACAGAUAUGUACACACAAGGGAGUUCACUGAGUGCAGAGUAAACAGGAGUGUGUAUACAGCCUUUAUGUCCACUGAAUGGUGGGCAGUGGGGCCCCUCACAUAGAAUCCUAUUUCUUUAUGCCAGAAAACUCAGGCAGCACAGUCUUCUGGAUGGAAAAAAUGUACAGGGCAACAGGUCCACUCGCUUGGCUCUGGGGCCCUGUGUUCCCAGGGGUGCUCCCACUGCACACACGCAGGAAUUUGAUGUCAGCCUGCCUGCCAGCAUGCCUGAUGUCAGCAUGCACACAUCAUGUGCUCACGUAUGCACUGGCACAAAAUUUUGUGGGUGCCCGGCCCCUUCAUGGGGAAUGUUGUGGGGGCUGGAACGCCUAAGGCCCCAGGCACCAGGUGCCUAUGCAAGGCAAACUAGAACAAGGGGCUUGCAGAGAAUACCACAACCUUGGUGCUAAAUAUGUACAGCCACAUUGACAAUGGCUUCUGUCUUCAUAUUUUAAUUAGUAUGGUGAUGCCGAACUAAAUGCCUGCUUUUGAUAACAAUUCUUUGCAACGCAAGUGUCCUGUUCUGCAUCCCACACAUUCUGCAAAAAUUUUGGAAACUGGACAAAUUGCCCACCAGCCCAGCUUAAUCACCUGCUGUGAUGGGCUCCAAACUAUCCUAAUAGUUGAAAUGUCACAAUGGCACCCAUCAUCAGCCACAGGAAGCUCUUUGCAGCAAGUGUGCUUGCUUCUUUAAGGCACACCUGGACAAAGGGUGGGUUGCAUUUUUGAGAUGUUUCUGAGAGAGCUACAAGAUGAGUCAGAGAGGCCCUGCUUGCAGAAUAUUUUGCAUGGAAACCUUUGCUGUUUAGUGUGUGUUUCUCACCCCUCCACCCACACCCCCAACACACCCCACACACGCUCCAGAGAAGCAGUUUUUUUCCUGACAUGGAGCUGACACAAUAUUAAAAGAAAGAGCCUGACCUGUUGAAAUUUUGCCCAACCUGUACCUGUAUAAGGCAAAGGAGCUUGGCCUGAGAAGGAAUGGCAUUCCUACAUUCAGUGUCUCAAGUCCUUGUAGCCCACACUGAGCCCACCUCAGUCACUUCCCCUUUUGCAUGGCCCAUGGAAAUUGCUUGCGUUAUGUGUCUAGUUUGCAUUGGGUUGCCUGCAUAGUUCAAGAUGCAAUGCUGGCAACUGGGUGAGCCCAUAGCAUCAUCACAACUUAUUUGGGAGGUGAAGCCUCCAUUUUAGCAUUAAAGUGCUGAAACAGCACUUUUUUGGAGGGGGGCAUGUACAAACAAGGGGAGUAAGUCAUUUGGAAACCCAGAUACAAAUCCAGAGUUCAGGCCAGAUCAGAGGACCCAUGGCUGCUUUUCCUUCAAAAUAAAAGUGGUGGUGUUAAGCAUACUUUUUUUAAAAAGUGCUCAAUAUUAAUACUAUAUUAAGCACACAUUUAAGAAGCAUCCUUGAUACUACCAUUUUUAUUUUGAAGGUGAAUUCUGCAGCAGCUGAAAACUGGAAAUUCUUGAAUUUAUUAGCUCUGUCUCCUCUAAACUGUGAUGUGUGAGAAGUGUCUGUGGUUCUGGCAAGGGAAAUGUGUCUUACAUGUGCCCUUCCUGCAAAGGUUCAGUCCUGACACUGAAAAGGAAGAUGCCAUGUCUCAGCUCUGGUGACUCCUCCUGGCCCACAUCUGGCGACCAAGCUGCCCAACCAACAGCAGAUGCUUCCCAGAUAACAUAUUUCAUUAAAACUAAGUUCUAGAAAGACAUCUACUUCUGCUUCAUUGACUAAGAAAAAGCCUUUGACUGUGUUGACCACAGCAAACUAUGGCAAGUUCUUAAAGAAAUGGGAGUGCCUGAUCACCUCAUCUGUCUCCUGAGAAAUCUCUAUGUGGGACAAGAAGCUACAGUUAGAACUGGAUAUGGAACAACUGAUUGGUUCAAAAUUGGGAAAGGAGUACGACAAGGCUGUAUAUUGUCUCCCUGCUUAUUUAACUUAUAUGCAGAAUUCAUCAUGCAAAAGGCUGGGCUGGAUGAAUCCCAAACCGGAAUUAAGAUUGCCGGAAGAAAUAUCAACAACCUCAGAUAUGCAGAUGACACAACCUUGAUGGCAGAAAGUGAGGAGGAAUUAAUGAACCUUUUAAUGAGGGUGAAAGAGGAGAGCGCAAAAUAUGGUCUGAAGCUCAACAUUAAAAAAACGAAGAUCAUGGCCACUGGGCCCAUCACCUCCUGGCAAAUAGAAGGGGAAGAAAUGAAGGCAGUGAGAGAUUUUACUUUCUUGGGCUCCAUGAUCACUGCAGAUGGUGACAGCAGUCAUGAAUUUAAAAGACGCCUGCUUCUUGGGAGAAAAGCGAUGGCAAACCUAGACAGCAUCUUAAAAAGUAGAGAUAUCACCUUGCCAACAAAGGUCUGUUUAGUUAAAGCCAUGGUUUUCCCAGUAGUGAUGUAUGGAAGUGAGAGCUGGACCAUAAAGAAGGCUGAUCGCCGAAGAAUUGAUGCUUUUGAAUUAUGGUGCUCGAUGAGACUCUUGAGAGUCCCAUGGACUGCAAGAAGAUCAAACGCAUCCAUUCUUAAGGAAAUCAGCCCUGAGUGCUCACUGGAAGGACAGAUCGUGAAGCUGAGACUCCAAUACUUUGGCCACCUCAUGAGAAGAGAAGACUCCCUGGAAAAGAACCUGAUGUUGGGAAAGAUGGAGGGCACAAGGAGAAGGGGACGACAGAGGAUGAGAUGGUUGGACAGUGUUCUCGAAGCUACCAGCUUGAGUUUGACCAAACUGUGGGAGGCAGUGGAAGACAGGUGUGCCUGGUGUGCUCUGGUCCAUGGGGUCACGAAGAGUCAGACACGACUAAAUGACUAAACAACAACAACAACAAAAGGGAUAUAUUAGGGUGUCACUUGUAUUAGCUAUGGCAAAGGUAGAAGGAUUGAUUCGGCUUGCAUUUAAAUUGUAGUUCGUUACACAGAUUCUGCUGUGGGAAGAGACUUGACUUUAAACAAUGUUGCUUUCUCUGAUUCAUUUGCAACAUUGCUGCACUCGCUUCUCAAAGCAGGGCCAAAAUAGAUACAGUAUUUAAUUUCAGGCCAUGCACAAAUGGGACUUCACAUUAACAAUGUAGUCCCUGAGGACACAGUGAAACGCCAAAAACUGGGAACCAGUAGAAAUAUUUUGGAGGGGAAGGAUCUCUCUCUUGGGAUCUGAAGUAGGGUAGUUUCCACAGCACAUGCCAAUUGCCUUCAUGUAUUCUUCAACUUGAUUAUUUGUAGGUAAAGCAAAUAUUGCAAAAAUGGCACCAGUUUCCUGUGCUCUCUCCCCUCCCAAGGAAAUCAAACUUGGGCCAUGCUGCCAUCUCACUGCGAGGAGGAGUGAGCAACAACUGUUUCUUUGACCACCCCAAAUUAUACCUCUGUGCCAAAUGCGGAGAGAAAAACAGAUGAGAUCACUUAUUGUGAAAGAGCUAAAAGCUUGAUUUGGAGUCUGUUUGGUGUUGCUGGUAUGUUGAUGAUACUCAGCUCUUUUUCUCCUUUUCGGCACAUUCAGAGGAAGAUGUGGAAGUGCUGAAUUGGUGCCUAGGUUCAGUUAGGGCCUGGAUGAGGGCUAGUAAACUCAUGUUCAAUCCAGAAAAGAUGGAGGUGUUGUCAGUGAAUGAUUUGUCUGAUUGUUUCUGGACAGAGUUGCUCUCUGUCUCAGAGUCUUUCUGGACAGAGUUGCUCUCCCCUUGGUAGGCCAGACUUGCUGUUAGAUCCAGUUUUUACCAUAAAAGGCCCCAAUGGCACCUGUAAUAUGAAGUACUAUUCAGCAGCUGAGGCUGGUAUUCCAGUUGUUGCCAUCCCUCCUGGGCAGAGGUAUCUUGUUGCUAAUGGCAACAAGUGUUGCUCUUUUUGCAGCCCAUGGGGCAGGGACAUACUCUAUUGCUCCUGGGGGACUUCAGGGGCUAGGAUCUCAGUCCAUUUUCUCAAAAUACUUACCAAAGAGAGCGGGGUCCAACAUGAAGCAUAGUCUCAACAAGGCAAAGUGAGUAGCACAGAGUGCAAGCAGGGGAAUCAGUAGCUAAAGACCUACAUUAUUUCCAGCAACCAGGAGACUGGACUUCAUACAAUGCAUGAAUAUGUACUUUCAGUUUCAACACACCUUCUGCUUGGUUUCUGCUAGUAAAGCCAAAGGAGCAGACCAGAUGUGCAUGUGUUUAAGGAGCAUAGGAGCAUGUGAAGCAGAUGCUUUCCCACUGAACUACAGCUGUUCCCCAUCACCAAAGAGGUGAGGUAGCUCAUAUUUGUAUAGCUCUGUGCUUGGAAGCCCAUCAACAAAGGUAUGAACAGAAAGAGCUCAGGGAAAGCAAAAGUUUGUUGUGCAUACAGAGAUCUAUAAUUCUAAUAUUCUAUCCACAAAACAUCACUUAUUACAAACAUUGCAAAUAAAUUUUAUUCUAGCAAAGUUUUCCCAUGAGUGAAAGAACAAGGGAGUCUGCACUGGCCUAACUUUCCUCAACUAUUCUUGGGCAUAAAGGUGGGGUAUGUGGCUUGCAGUAGGUAUGUGACUUGCAGAGCUCAAAUAUACUCGUAUAGCAAGCUUUUCCAACCUGGUGCUCUCCAGACAUUUUGGGGACUACAGCUGCUAGGAGAUCCAGACAACACAAAAUGUCAGGACAGCACCAGUUGUUGUUGUUGUUAUUAUUAUUAUUAUUAUUAUUAUUAAUUUGUAUACUGCCCUACAUCUGAAGGCUGCAGGGUAGUUCCCAACAUAGAAAUGCAAAAUGAAAACACAAAAUACAUAACAAAACAAAAACAAACCAAUAACCUUCCUUCCUCAUAUAAUUAGCAUAUAUAAAUCUGAAACAAAUUUUAUCCUUUUACUUGGGGGGUGAAGUUCCUAUUUUUUGGAGCUUCUUUCAAGUAGCUACCCUGUUUAUACCAGUUUGAGGAAGGCUACACUACAGGAGUCAAGUCUUGCUGACUACAACCCAGACCACCAUCUUGGGGAAGCUGUUUAAUCAUAUAUACCUAAAAUCAACUCCCUUCCCUGAAAUUUCUAGUAUCUUCUUAAUAUGUUAUUUAACCAACUUUGAACCAUCUAAUACUUCUAUACUACUAUCAUUACAGCCAACUUUAUUUAUACCUAAUAGCUCCUGAAAUUUCCUUAUCAAAUUGAAUUCAUUAGAUUUAUGAUUAUCUUUCCAUUUUCUGGCAUAUAGCAUCCUAACCAUUAUUAAAUACACAGACACUGGGUCUGAUGAAUAGAUUUUGUUUUUCCAAUAAUUGAACAGAAACAAGAGGCAAUCUAAAAAGACUCCUGUUCUAAAACAUUUCUCUAAUAAUAUUGGCAGGCGGCAGCCGUGACCGAUUGUUCCUUCAUCUUAGUUCACUCCCACCACAAAUAAAUAAAAACCUCUUAGUCCUCAGGCUGGCCUGCUCCCAUUCCUGCCUCAUGAUUUACAGGAAUUCUCAUUUUUUGGAGAAUUAAUCCUUAAUUUUUAACUAACUACUGCCUGCAGCCAACCAAUGAGAUAUAAAUAAACCCCUUUUUCCCUCCCCCAUGAUCCACUCAGAAAGUAGAUAAGGUAUGUCACAACAGUUGGGCCAUAUCGCUUGAAGAAUUCCCAACAGAGAAGGUAAUUUCUUGAACUCUUUCUUUUCUACUUGAGAAGUACUUCUGUCCUCGGCCUUCCCCUCCUUUGACAGUUUUCUUAUUUCACCACAUCUUCUAAUGAUUUCCUCUCAAGCCAGGGAAACUAGGGAGCUGGAAUUCCCCUGAAGUCCGUGAAUCUAAUGUUUUCUUUAGGCACGUGAUCCGAGAUUGCGAAAAAUGGGAGAGAGGAGCCUGCAAGCAGCCAGAGAAGGGGGGCAAGGAGAGGAAGCAGCUGACUGGAGCAGAUAUUCUUCAGAAAUUUCUCCAGUGAGGAGCUGUGUUAGUCCCAUGCAGGGAGCAAGUGCAUUCAUCUUCUUUGGGGAUUAAAUUCAAGUGUCUUUCUUUGGCAGGAUUUCUGCCACCAUGAAGAUCUGGCUGAUCCUCCUAGGCCUGGCCGCAACUCUGAUACCAAGCUUCUCACAGGUGAGUAGCAGAGGUGUAAGCAACACAGAAAGAGAUUGGACUAGAUGACAUCUUAGGUUACCUUCCAGUCAGGGCCAGCCCUGCUCCCUAAUAUUAGGCAGAGUGGUUUGGAGUGCCAUGAAAAGCAGGAGAGGGCUUAUUUAUUUAACAACUUAUUAGUGCAUUUUUGAUGCCAGGAAAGGGAGGGCUCCUUGUGGGAUGUUCUGCCUCAGGUGCCAAAACAACUUGCCCAGUCUUGGGUAGUUAUUUAUACAGCUUGACUUGGGGCGGAGAGGAGGCAACAUUCGUUGUUCGGUUUCAAGCAGCCAAAUAUCUUCAGCUGGCCUUCUUUCCAGCUCUGCUGUUCUGUUAUUACAUACCCCUCCCCAGCUUCAGAAAGAUCCCUACAAAAGACAACAGCAAGCCAGGAAGAGGCAAUGGCUGUGUUAUUUAUUUUAAUUGAUUUAUUUAAUUUAUAUACCACCCUAUUCCCGGAGGUCUCAGGGCAGUUCACUGAACAAAAUCAAAAUGUAAAACCACAAAAUAUAUAAUCAAAACAAAAACCACAGCCCAAUAACCCCCCCCAAAACCCCCAUGUUUUAAAAGGGUAUAGAAUGCCCACUCUGGGCUCUGAUCCUGCCCACUGUCAGCUUCAGUCCUGUCCACCACGGACAUGUAGAAACCCCAGACAGUUUACUCCCUGAGGAAAUGUGGCCUUUGACAAAAUAUUGUCCACCCCUGUCCUAAAUGAUCCACAGCAUGCUUAUUUGAAAGUUCAUUCCCCUCAAAGUGCAGAGGACUUGCUUUAGAGAGAAUAUGUUCAGGAAGAGGAGGGUAAUGGGAAGUACUGUUAGUUCUCCUUUAGAAAUCUAACAUGCAGGACAAAGCUGCACCUUUGAAAUGCACUCUGCCCGGCCCUUGCCUCCCCCACCUGCCUGGCCUGCACUACUUUGUUUUGGUUAUAGUCCUUCUACUGGUUGCAGAGGGCUUCUGACCUGGACACAUAUCAGUCUCAAGGAGCGCUGGAGUCAUGCCAAGAUGCAGACUGGGAGAUUCCUGGUUCACACCUUACCUAACAUUACCACUGUUACUUCCUGGUUUUCAAGUUGCAUUUGGAACAACUAACUCUCAAAACCUAUAGCCUGUUGUGGGAAUCUGUCGUUGCUACAGGUGUGUCCAGCAGGGCCCCAGGACAGUUUAGGGUCCACAUUCAGACUGCAGUGCUGAACCAUCUGCCAGCAGGCUCCUCCUUGUCCUGCUUAUUUUAACACAUGGGAUGCUGAAGCCAAUGAGAGCAGCAAAGCUAUGGGAGUCUUUCAGUGGCUUCUGGAGAAUCGGUGGUGCUCCCUGUUCCCAGAGUUUAUGGCACCUUUAUGCCUCUUGAAAGGGCCCUCUCCAAACUCUAUGAAAAUCAACAUGCACAUGCUCAGGUUUGGGGUUAUUUUUAAAGCCAUAUUAUUUUAAGGCUCCAUUGACAACCUCAGUGCUGCAAUGAGGAGGAACGUAUGUGAAGGAAAUACAAGGCAGCCUGGCUGGUGGAACACUGAGUGGACAGCACCUGCCUUCCCAAGAUCCUUCUCCCAUCCAAGUUUCUCCUUUCAAGUAGGAGGCAAGGAGAACUGGGCUCUGUUGCCUGGGCAGGAAAAUAAGCCCAAGAUUCAGAUUCUGCUUUCUUUUGAGGCAGUGGGGAAUGGAGGGCAUUGAGGGUUAAUUGGAGAGGGGCUCCUCUAGGGCAGAUUUGGGGUCAGAAAUUAAUUGUAAAUUAAUCAACUGAAGGGUCAUCAGGGUGGGUAAUUGAUGGUAAGUAAAUUUACUGAAGGGGCAUUGAUUUGAAUGGGAAGUUAGCUGACCUGCCUUCAUUGGUGUGGGUGUUAUGCUGAGGCAGGAAAAUGUGUGGUCAGGGGAGUGUUUGGGUGCUCAGAUCUCAUUUUUUUGCAUUGUAGUCUCUCGGGAAGGUUACUUGUCUCCAAGCACCAUCAGUGCUUCUGCGACCUGGGUGUCCCCUUGCAGCAGAAAAAUGUAGGAUUCAAGUGUGGUUUGGUGUUUUGGGGUCUCUGACCCAACCUCUGCUUUGCACUCAGGUUCUUGGGCAGGCUAGUCUCUAAGCACCACCAGUUUGCCUUCUGUGAAAUGGGUGCUUUUGGGUUGCAGUAUCAGGGUCAAAUAUGUGGUUUGGUAUUUAGGACUCAGAUCUAACCUCUGCCUUGUAUUUGCUUUGUGGUCUUGGACACUUGUCUCAAUCUAGUCCAAUGUGUUCUCUCUCUCUCUCUCUCUCUCUCUCUCUCUCUGUGUGUGUGUGUGUGUGUGUGUGUGUGUGUGUGUGGCUGUGGACAGUCAAAGCCGUAUGGGAACCUUAAAAGUAGGACAUGAGGACAGCAGUACUACUUCCUUGUUAAUUCUCCUGCGUUUAGUAUUGAAAGAGAGAGAGAAAGAUUGGGAGGGGGGCAUGUUAUGAUGUGGUAUGAGCCGCAUCUGUGUACAUGAAAAAGAGAGGAAGGCUGUGUGUGUUGUCAUCUCCUGGGCUUACCCCAUCUCAGAUAGCUGCAUGCUUUCAAUGACAUCUUCUAUACGUUUAAUUCCUUCAUCAUAUUUGUCGGGGUAGAUAACAAGAUCCGUCAGUGGGCCUGCCUACCUGUCCAUCACCUGACAUCACAAACUCCACUGCAUCCAGGUCUUUUGCGUGGGGUUAACAGGUGACAAUCCCCUUUUGGCCCAGCCAUGUCUUUACCUGCCCCGCAUCCAACAUCAUAUACGAUGCUACAUGUUUGGACUACUAGUCCAAAUAAACACGUUUGAAUUUUAGCUGCCAAUCUCUGUUAAAUUCAGUUGUGGGCAGCAGAAUGGGAUGGCGGCACUCACAUGAGCUCCAGUCUCCCACAUCACUGCUACAUGCCAGAAGGGAUAGUGGAAGGGGGCAGGUGGUGGCGAGGCUGGUAUGGCACAGAUGCAGUCCAGUGCUCCUAAGUGUGAGCUGAGGCAUUGAUCCAACAAGCUCAGUGUCUCCUCCUUCUUCCUUUUGAAGACUGGGGAAGGCCCAAACCUUAGCACGGACAACGACAGGCCUUUCUGCUCUGGGCAAACAAACAAGAACUUCUGUGAGUGGGCUGGGCUUGUGAUAUUUGUUCAUGUUGGCGCCAGCACCUCUAUGUCCUUGGUGCAGGAGUGCAGUUUCAGUAUCUGACGUACUCUCAGGCAUCUCCCCUGAGGAGUGUCUUUACAGACAGGAAUGACGGGAAAAGCUGGCGGCAGCAGCUCUUUAGGAGGUGCCUGACUAGACGUAUCCAAUAUCUCAGGGGGAGGACACCACUCCAACAACCACUUGAAACUUACCCAGGAUCCAGCUCUUGACUCUCUUGGUCACUGUCCCCCGUGUGUCAGCCCUGCCACCUCUUGAGGCUCCAGUUUCACCUCCCUCACCCCACCUGAGCCCUUCCUCAAGUCACCCAGUUUCUCCCACCUUUUCAGUGCAAUUAUUUGUCCACCUGCUCUAGAACCCAACACAGUUUCUGAUUAAAAGAAUGAAGCACAUUUGUUGGUCAUGAUAAACCAGAGAACAAAGACUUUCCUAAUGGGGAUUUAUUUCUCUGUGACUUCUUGCAACAAGGAGGUGCCAGAAAAGAGCAUAAGAGAAGCUGAGAAUGACGGACCUGAGCUGACCCAGACCACAAACAAUGGCGGAUGGAAUUGGCCCUGGAAUAUCUUUGGACAGGUGUGCUUGUUAAUCUGAAUUAGAAUGGGAAUUAGGUCCUUUAUCCUUAACCCCUUGUUCCCAAGAGAACAAAGACUUUCCUAAUGGGGAUUUAUUUCUCCUUGACUUCUUGGAACAAGGAGGUGCCAGAAAAGAGCAUAAGAGAAGCUGAGAAUGACGGACCUGAGCUGACCCAGACCACAAACAAUGGCGGAUGGAAUUGGCCCUGGAAUAUCUUCGGACAGGUGUGCUUGUUAAUCUGAAUUAGAAUGGGAAUUAGGUCCUUUAUCCUUAACCCCUUGUUCCCAAGAGAACAAAGACUUUCCUAAUGGGGAUUUAUUUCUCCUUGACUUCUUGGAACAAGGAGGUGCCAGAAAAGAGCAUAAGAGAAGCUGAGAAUGACGGACCUGAGCCGACUCAGCCCACAAACAAUGGCAGAUGGAAUUGGUUCAGGAAUAUCUUCAGACAGGUGUGCUUGUUAAUCUGGAGUAGAAUGGGAAUUAGGUCCUUUAUCCUUAACCCCUUGUUCCGAAGAGAACAAAGACUUUCCUAAUGGGGAUUUAUUUCUCUGUGACUUCUUGCAACAAGGAGGUGCCAGAAAAGAGCAUAAGAGAAGCUGAGAAUGACGGACCUGAACCGACUCAGACCACAAACAAUGGCGGAUGGAAUUGGCCCUGGAAUAUCUUCGGACAGGUGUGCUUGUUAAUCUGGAUUAGAAUGGGAAUUAGGAAUUAUAGAUCAUCUCCCAGAAAGCCUUAAUCCUUGGGCAUGUCCACCAAAGGUGAAAGAAUGUACCUUCAGUUUCUUUACAUUUCCAACAUUUAUUAUCGGGCAAAUGAUAGAUUUUUGCAAGCUUGACUGGUGUCAUGUACCACCUGUAUAUCAUUUUCAUAAUAUUCUCUCUUAAGGCAUUACAUGCCGUAAACUUCAUACCUGUGGUCCAUAACUGUUCCCAGUCAGCCAUCAUUAUGUUAUGUCCAACAUCUUGUGCCCAUUUAAUCAUAGCAGAUUUCACCGUUUCAUCCUGAGUAUUCCAUUUCAACAGCAAGUUAUACAUCUUUGACAAAAUCUUAGUUUUGGGUUCUAACAGUUCUGUUUCUAAUUUUGAUUUUUCCACCUGGAAGCCAAUUUUCUUGUCCAAAUUGUAUGCCUCCAUUAUCUGAUAAUAAUGAAGCCAAUCUCGCACUUUGUUUUUAGUUUCUCAAAACACUGCAGUUUCAAUCUAUCUCCCUCUUGUUCCAGAAUUUCCCAAUAUUUCGGCCAUUUGGCCUCCAUAUUGAGCUUUUUCUGAGCUUUCGCUUCCAUCGGUGACAGCCACCUUGGGGUUUUGUUUUCCAAUAGGUCCUUAUAUCUUAUCCAGACAUUAAACAAUGCUUUCCUGACAAUAUGAUUUUUAAAUGCUUUAUGUGCUUUGACCUUAUCAUACCACAAAUAUGCAUGCCAUCCAAAUACAUUAUUAAAACCUUCUAAAUCCAAAAUGUCUGUGUUUUCAAGAAGCAGCCAUUCUUUCAGCCAGCAAAAGCUGCUGAUUCAUAAUAAAGUUUAAGGUCUGGCAGGGCAAAUCCACCUCUUUCCUUUACAUCCAUUAGUAUUUUAAAUUUUAUUCUAGGCUUCUUGCCCUGCCAGACAAAUCUAGAGAUAUCUCUCUGCCACUUCUUGAAGCAAUCCAUUUUGUCCAAAAUUUGCAAUGUUUGAAACAGAAACAACAUUCUAGGCAAUACAUUCAUUUUUAUCGCAGCAAUACGGCCUAGCAGUGAAAGCUUCAAAUUUGACCAAAUUUCUAAAUCUUUUUUCACUUCAGCCCAGCAUUUUUCAUAAUUGUCUUUAAAUAGAUUCCCAUUUUUAGCUGUAAUGUUAAUCCCCAGGUAUUUCACUUUCUUAACCACUGUUAAACCUGUCUCAUUCUGAAACCUCUCUCUCUCUGUCACUGUUAAAUUUUUCUCUAAGACCUUUGUUUUUAACUUAUUCAGUUUAAAUCCUGCAACCUGACCAAAUUCUUGAAUCAGUUCCAAAACCCUUUUAGUACUAGAUUCUGGCUCCUGUAAUGUCAAUACUAAAUCAUCUGCAAAUGCUCUCAAUUUGUACUGUUUAGCUCCGACUUGUAUACCUUUAACCAAUUGGUCCCUUCUAAUCAUAUUCAGCAGGACCUCCAGGACCGAUAUAAAAAGCAAUGGGGAGAUUGGGCAACCUUGUCGUGUCCCUUUUUCUAUCUUAAAUUCCUCCGUCACCACGUUAUUUACAAUUAAUUUAGCCUUUUGUUCUGAAUAAAUUGCACUUAUACCGUUUUCAAAGCCUUGGCCUACCCCCAUCCCCUGUAGGUUCUUCUUCAUGAAACUCCAAGAAAUGUUGUCAAAAGCUUUCUACGCGUCCACAAAUAUCAAAAUUGCCUUAGUGUUUAUAUUCACUUGUAAUUUUUCUAAAAUAUUGAUUAUGUUUCUCACAUUAUCAGACAAAUGUCUACCCGGGAGAAAGCCUGCUUGAUCUUUAUGUAUCUCUUCCACUAGCACUCUUUUUAGUCUUUUAGCCAAAAUGUCUGCAAAGAUUUUAUAAUCCACAUUGAGCAGUGAUAUGGGGCGGUAGUUCUUAAGCUGCGUCUUUUCAGUCUCUGUUUUCGGUACAAGUGUAAUAUACGCUUCUUUCCACGACUCUGGUGCCCUUUUCCCACCCAUUAUUUCGUUACAGACUUCCUUUAAAGGUUGUACUAACCAUUCUUUUAAGGAUCUGUAGUAUCUAGAAGUCAGUCCAUCCGGUCCUGGAGAUUUACCUAGUUGCAUAUUCUGAAUGGCACCUUCUACCUCCUGUUCAGUUAUUUUAUAGUUCAGCAUUAAUUUAUUUUCUUGAGAGAUUUUUUUGUAAUCCAUUUGUUUUCAAAAAUCGGUCUACAUCAAUUUCUUUCUGUGGCCCUUGUGUAUAUAGUUGUUUAAAGUACCUCUGGAAACAAUUUCUAAUCUCAGCUGGGUUCUGUAUAUUCCUUCCUUCCACUUCUAAAUUUGUAACAGUAUUUAGUUUUUGUCUUUUUUUCAUUUGCCAAGCCAACAAUUUCCCACAUUUAUUUGCCGACUCAAAUGUCUUUUGUCUCAUUUGUUUAAUUUUCCAUUCUAUCUCCUGAUUCAUCAUUUUCAUGUAUUGUACUUGAUGUAACUUUAUUUCUCUCAAAAUCUCUUGCGACUUUGGUUUUGCUCUCAAUUUCUUUUCACUUUCCUUUAUUUUCUCCAAUAUUUUAUCCUUCUUCUCAUUUUGGAUUCUCUUCUUUAAUGCAUUCUGUUGUAUCAAGAACCCUCUCAUAACAGCUUUGCUUGCGUCCCAGAUUACUCUUUUUUCAACAUUGGUGUUCAUAUUUAUCUCGAAAUAGUCUCUCAAGGUUUUUGGGGCCUUCUUAAUCACUUCUUCAUCUCUAAAUAAGGCGUCAUUCAUCCUCCAUCUGAAGGAACCAGUUGGUGUUAGUUUCAUCUCCAUCUUCACAGCAUUGUGGUCGGAGCAGGUUUUUGGGCAAAUUUCCACUUUUCUUGUCUUUGGUGCCAUUCCUCUAGUUACCCAUAUUUGGUCAAUUCUUGUCCAUGUCAGUUUGGCUUCAGAGAAGAAGGUUCCCUCUCUGGCCAAGGGAUUCUUUGUUCUCCAAAUAUCAACUAAGUCCAAGUUGUCUGUCAUCUCAAAAAAGGUUUUCGGUAGUCUGCCAUCCUUAGUGACUACCUGUCUUUGUGCCUUGUCCAUAUGUGUAGAUACCACUCCAGUCAUAUCUCCCAUCAAAAUCACAUUAUAGUCCAAAUAGUCCAUCAAGGUCUCAUGCAACUUUUUAAAGAAUUCAGAUUUUCCCUCAUUUGGUGCAUAAACUCCUACUAUUAAGAAUUUCUCUCCUUGUAUUUGAAUUUCAAUUGCCACAAACCUUCCUUGGUCAUCUUUGAAGAUAAAUUUCGGUAAUAGUCUCUCCUUUGCAUAAAUCACUACUCCUCUUUUUUUAACUUUAUCUGAAGAAAUAAACUCCUGGCCCAGUCUUUUAUUGAUCAGUACUUUCCUGUGUAGCCUUGUUACAUGUGUUUCCUGUAAACAAAUCAAGUCCAAUUGUUCCUUUUUUAAUAAAUGAAACACAGUUUUCCUUUUCUGAGGGGAGUUGAGACCAUUACAAUUCCAACUUAAUAGUUGCAGAGCCAUGAUGUAGUUACUUUACUUCUCCUCCAACUGCACCAAGUGCCUGUUCCUGCUCUGUCGGUGGUAUCACCUUCUCCAGGCGGUCUUUUAAAUCAAAAGGUAGUCUUGCUAUGUCUAAAAUUCCUCUUUCUAGUGUUCUUAACUCUUCUCCAACUUCUUUCUGCAGGUCUUCUCCGUGGUCUCUCAAAAAUCUUUCUUUGUCGUCCACUGAUCUUAUUUUUAUCUUUCUUCCUUUAAAGCUAAAGGAAAGGCCUUGGGGGAAUUCCCACCUAAAGAUAAUUCUGUUGCUUCUCAGCAGGGCAACCAAAUCUCUAUAACUGGACCUAAGGUCCAAAAGAUAUUUCGGAAUGUCCUUGAAUAUCUCCACUUUUGACUGAUGUAUUUCCAAGGUCUUCUGGAAGUGCAGACUCAAGAUUUUGUCUCUCUCCUCUUUUGUUCGGAGGGUGAUCAAACAGUCUCUCACCCUGUUCUUCUUCCCUCCUCUUCCAAGUCUGAAAGCACUCACUAUCUUAAAGUUUUCCUUCUCCAAAUCUGGGUUCCAGAAGUCUACAAAUUCCUGCGUGAGAAAGUCAGUCAGGUUGUCUUUCUCAAGUUCAGGUACGGCCCUGAUCCUCAAAUUCGUUUGCUUCUCCUUCAAUUCAAUCAUAGACAAUAUUGACCUGUGGUCAUCAAGUUGCUUGUGUAUCGGUGGUAUCUUCUCUUCUACAGCAACUGCUAUUUCCUUUGCUUCUUCAGCUGUCUUUCGGGUCAAAGUAGAUUCAUUCCAGAGGUCCAUUCUUAACCUGAAACUGUUCUUAACCUGAGGUACCACUUUAGCUGGGACGCGGGUGGUGCUGUGGGUAAAACCUCAGCGCCUAGGGCUUGCCGAUUGCAUGGUCGGAGGUUUGAAUCCCUGCGGCGGGGUGAGCUCCCGUCUUUCGGUCCCAGCUCCUGCCCACCUAGCAGUUCGAAAGCACCCCUAAGUGCAAGUAGAUAAAUAGGUACCGCUUUAUAGCGGGAAGGUAAACGGCGUUUCCGUGUGCUGCGCUGGUGCUGGAUCACCAGAGCAGCUUCAUCAUGCUGGCCACAUGACCCGGAAGUGUCUCCGGACAGCGCUGGCCUCCGGCCUCUUAAGUGAGAUGGGCGCACAACCCUAGAGUCGGACACGACUGGCCCGUAUGGGCAGGGGUACCUUUACCUUUACCUUUACCACUUUAGCUAAUGGGGCCUCCCACUGCCACUGCGCCACCGUUGUGCGAUUUCUGUUCUCAUCCUGAAGCAAAGUUCUUAACCCGAGGUACUAUUUCUGGGUUAGUGGAGUCUGUAACCUGAAGCAUCUGUAACCUGAAGCGUCUGUAACCCGAGGUACCACUGUAUUCUGUUGGAAGCUGGCCAGAGUGGAUGGGGCAUCCCAGUCAGAUAGGCAGGGUGUAAGUAAUAUUCAAGCUGGUGGCCAUCACUGGCUCCUGGGUGUCAUGAGCCCUGUGGAGAUGUCAUGGAAGGGAUAGUCAGAUCCUGAGGAGAGAGUGAGAGGUUGAUGGCUCAGAGGAGGAUCCUAGCAGGUUGGGGGAGGUGAAAUUGGGCCUCCAAAAAAUGUCUGAGCCAGAAGAGGGGGCCAGUGAUCAAGAGAGUCAGGAGCUGGAUCCUGGGAAGAGUCCAAGCAGGUUGACAGAGAGGUGUUACACCCCUGUGUUAUCAGACACCUCUAGUCAUGAACUCCCUAAAGUGUAGCCACCACCUCCUCCUCCUGUCAGUUAGAAAACUCUUCCUUCUGGGGAGGUCCUUACAGUAAGUUGGAUACUGAGCCAGCACUGACUCCACCUCCAUCUCCCAGCACAUGGAGACACCAGUGCCAGCAUGAACAAACCUCACAGGUCCAACUCACUUGGAGGAAUUCCUAUUUGCUUGCCUAGUCCUGAGAUGUGUGUUGCUUUCCACCCUAAGGGCUAUGCUUACCCUGUUUUCAAAAAGAAGAUGGAUGUGUGUGUGUCUCUUCUUGGAUAAUCUCAGCUCAUUCUUAGCCAUGUAAUUCAUCUGCUGUGUUUUUUUAAACUUUGCCUUCCUACCGCUCAGUUUUAUGCAUUCUGAGUCCAAGUUCAAGUUCAUCAUCCAGCAGUGAGGUCCAGGACACUGUAGGAGCAAAUUCCGUAAUGAAAAAGUACUUUCUUUUAUCUGCCCUGAAUCUGCCAACGUUCAGCUUGGCUAUAUGUCUAUGAGUUCUAGUGUUACCAGAGAGGGAAAGAAAUAUUUCUCCAUACCAUGCAUAAUAAUAUUAUAAACUUCUAUCAUGCUACCUCUUACUCACCUUUUCUCCAAACUAAAAAGUCCUGGAAGCUGCAAUGUUUCUUCAGACUGGAGUCACUCCAUCUCCUUGAUCAUUUCAGUUGCCCUUUUCUGAACCUUUUCCAAGUCAACAGUAUCCUUUUCGAGGAGAGGGGACCAGAAUGGUACAUGGUAUUCCAAAUGAAGUCACACCACAGAUUUCUAUAAUGACAUUGUGCUAUAAACAUUUUUAUUUUCAUUUCAUUUCCUAAUGAUCCCCAGCAUGGAAUUUCCCCCUUUUUCACAGCUGCCGAACUUUCGGCAGACAUCUUCAUCAAGCAAUCCACUGCAACCUCAAGCACAUUGUCCUUCCUUUCAGGGUCCUGAGGUUACGGAAGAGCCAACCCGGGCCACGAGAAGCAGCAACAACAAGGAAACUGGAACAUGGCGCCGCUUCAGCAAGUUCUAUAACGUUCAGGACUCUCAGGUGUGACUAUUAAUCCUACGAAUAUUUGGAAGUGGCCUUUUGCUGGGAAUUACUUCUUUCGCCUUUGCUUCCUGUUUAGUUUAGAUUUUAGUUGUUGUCUGAGAAUGCUAAUCGGGAUUUUUUGUGUGUGUGUGUGCUUUGCAUUAGAGAUUUGUACCUUAGUUAUUGAAUUUUAACACUCAGCUUUCUAGUCUCUCUCAGCUGUACUCUUACAUAUCUUUUCAGUAAUUAAUCUAAAUGCCAUGAGCAUGAUUAAGGUACGUCUGGGGUAGCUCUGAUAUACAACUCCACCACCACAAUCUCCAACAAAAGACAAGAGUGCCCUGGCUGCUAAAGCUGAUCCAGAUUCUAUUUCUAUUUGAAUAAGAAGCACAUUUAUUAGUUGCAACACCCAAAAGAACAUUGAUUUAUGGUCUAAGUAUUGUUGUGAGUUGGGGUGUGUGUGUGUGUGUGUGUGUGUGUGUGUGUAUGAUGCCUUUAGUCCCUUCCAACUCCUGGGGUCCUGUAUCCAUUAAGGGUUAGCUCUGAUAUAAUUAUUAUAAUAAUAAUAUUAAUUUAUUAUUUAUACCCGCCCAUCUGGCUGGGCUUCCCCAGCCACUCUGGGCGGGUUCCAACCUAAUAUUAAAAUACAGAAAUACAUCAAACAUUAAAAGCUUCCCUAAACAGGGCUGCCUUCAUAUGUCUUCUAAAAGUUUGGUAGUUGUUUUUCUCUUUGACAUCUGGUGGGAGGGCGUGCCACUACUGAGAAGGCCUUCUGCCUGGUUCCCUGUAACUUGACUUCUCGCAGCGAGGGAACCGCCAGAAGGCCCUCGGCACUGGACCUCAGUGUCCGGGAUGAAUGAUGAGGAUGGAGACACUCCUUCAGGUAUACAGGACCAAGGCCAUUUAGGGCUUUAAAGGUCAGCACCAACACUUUGAAUUGUGCUCAGAAACGUUCUGGGAGCCAAUGCAGAUCUCUCAGGAGUGGUGUUAUGUGGUCCCAGCAGCCACUCCCAGUCCCCAGUCUAGCUGCCGCAUUCUGGAUUAAUUGCAGUUUCCGGGUCACCUUCAAAGGUAGCCCCAUGUAGAGCGCAUUGCAGUAGUCCAAGCUGUUCUGUUCUAACUAGCCAACUGUAACAUAAUGGCCUUAGCUUAAGUACACUCAUUAGUAUUACCAAAGAAGCUGCUCACUGCCUAGGGCAAAUGGAUGGGCCUUUCCCUUUCCACCUGGCUGGUGGUUAGAAGAACAAUGCAAGAGUAGUUGUGUGAGAGCUGAGCAAGAAGGUAGAGAGACAGAGACAUGUUUCAGAUACAUGUUUGCUUGGUGCUGGGCUCUGGGGCUCACCUGGGAACCUAAUGAGGAAGCAAGAUCAGUUAGGGAGUUAAUGCUGUGAGCCCCUCCCCCUGCCCCAUCUUCGGCUCUGCUGGCCUUCAAUCCAAGGAAACCAAAACCUGGGCAAGCACCCACCCUGGAAUGCCUAGAAUUGCCCUCUGCUCGGAGAUUGAGAUAGCAUGUAACAGUACAAUAGUGAUUUUGAACACGUUUUGUAUAGUGUCGAACUAAGCUACACAGCUGUGGGCAGCGUGUGGCAGCUCCAUCAACCCUGGUGCCUGCCAGUAAAAGCAACCUUAGAGGGUGGAACUAGGGGGAUGCCAGCAGGUUCCAAGAACCCUCUUUUUGGGGAGAUUUUGGGGGUGAUUUGUGAGUUUGUUUGGGCCCUGGGUGAGAGUGAGGGUGGAUGGGGGGAGUCCUGGGUAAGAGUCAGGAAGCUGAGAGGUGCUGUGUGGGGAGCUGUGUCGAAACAAGGGAAGAAUAGAUUUAUUAGUAAUUUGUAUUAAUAUUGCAUUGUGUAUUUUUGUCACAUUUGUUGUUGUUUUAGCUUCCUGUAUACCUCUUAGACAUAUUUUUAUAUAUCAAGCAGUAUUUGAAAUGGCAUUUUUAAUCAUCAUCUAUUAUGGUAUAUUGCUAACACUAUCUGACAGGGGAUUCCAGUUGAAAAUGAAGAUAAUGCUACAGUGACGCUGGAAGAAGGAGGCGAGAGAGAAAACGAAGGGAGCCAUGAGCAAAAGGAAGCUACUCAUUUGGAAGUUGCAUCUAACAAAAGAGAUGGGGAAGCAGAGGGCAAUGAAUGUAAACAGUCAAGAGUCUCUGAGGUUGGUGUCAAGGAAUGUCUGGAUGACCCAGAGAUGCCUGCUGGGACCACAAACACAACAGAGCCAGCCACAAGAAUACCAACAACAGCAGAGGCAACGGCAAGUACCCCUUGCACAUCCAAACAGUGCCAGCCACGCAUUAAUCCAUGGGCCACGUGCGCUCGUGCCACUACAGAGGAUGAAAAGAAGUUGUUUGAGGCUCUAACUGAAUUUUCUGUGGAGUUCUAUAAAGCAGCAAUCCUACAUGAGAAGCCUGGCUCUAACUUGAUCUUUUCACCCUUCAGUGUCGCAGUGAUGCUCUCCAACCUAUUGUUGGGUAAGGCCAUACCUACUUUCAGGUGUGCACAUCAUCACUUCAGGCUUAAGACCUCUGCAUCUGAAAUAAUCUCUAUGUAGAAAAACGGGCAUAUAUCAAGAUGUACAAAGUACAGCAUGAUUGCUCCUCUGGCAAUGAGCAACUGCAGCACAUGCCAGCCACGUGAUUUAAUGUUAUUAUUAUUUCCCUAAAUGGUGUUCCCAGAGCUUCAGCAUGUCCUUUCCUUUUAAGCUUCACCUGGUGGAUCUCCAGCCCCUCAUAUAUUAUCAUUUAUUCAAUUUAUUUUUUCCCCUUUCCUCCUUACCUGCUCCAUCACUCAAACCAAAAGUGCCAGCGUGUAUUACAAAAAGCAACAAUGAAUGCCUUAGCUCAGCACAGCUUGGCAAAUGCUUCCUUGGGUCAGUGACAGGUCAGGGCUAGAGGGGACAUAACCAAUGGUCAGCACCCCACUUUCCCUUGAGUCACCCUGCUCUCUUCCUGGUCCUGUUGGUGUUGUGGGGCGGGUUGUCACUCACUUCUUAAUAAAUUCCUCACCAAACUAAGGGAAGCCAUGGCCUAUGCAAUGACAGAUAUCUGCUCCUCACAACCCUGACUUUGCCAUCCAGGCACCUGCAAUCAAACCAAGGACCGUCUUGAGAGGCUGCUCUUUUAUCCUGAAGGAUUCACAUGUGUCCAUAGAGCACUAGAGAGUCUCCAGAAAUCAGAGGCCUUGACCUCCGCCAAUGCAAUGUUUUUCCAACCAGGUGAGUAAACUACCAGAUUCAAGAUUCCCAUACACCGUCUUUUCCCAUGCACCAUCUUCUCUCAGGUAAGAUCUUAUUCACACUGACAGAUGUGUGUCUCAAAACAGAAAACAUCUGUGGAAAUUGGUUUUAUAGCUGUGGAACAUAGCUGAAAUGUUCUCCAUAUUCUCCAUUUAUGGAUUAUAGCUGAAUUAAAGGGAUGUGGGUGGUGCUGUGGUCUAAACCACUGAGCCUCUUUGACUUGCUGAUCAGAAGGUUGAUGGUUUGAAUCCGCUCGACAGUGGUUAGCUCCUGUUGCUCUGUCCCAGCUUCUGCCAACCUAGCAGUUCGAAAGCACACCAGUGCAAAUAGAUAAAUAGGUACCGCUGCAGCAGGAAGGUAAAUGGCAUUUCCAUGGGCUCUGGCACUCGUCACAGUGUCCUGUUGUGCCGGAAGUGGUUUAGUCAUGCUGGCCACAUGACCUGGAAACGCCACCUCCCUCAGCCUGAAAAGAGAGAUGAGUGCCACAUCCCAUAGUUGCCUUUGACUGGGCUUAACUGUCCAGGGGUCCUUUAACCGUAUUUUUAACAGCUGAAUUCCCCAAACUGUUUACAUCAGAUAUUCAAUCUCUUGUGGUUACCAGUCUCUGGGCUAAAGCAUCCCCCUACUGCAGUGCUAAUAAGCUUGAUUUAAGUCUGUCCUGAUGCACACCUCAACCCUGCAAUAUGAAGUAUGGCGGUAGAGCAGAAAUAAUGAACAUUCAUGAGACCAGGAGGUUGUAAUAGAUGGAUCUGUGAGCAGGAUCCUAGUUAAUACCUGCUGCUCUUGACCAGAUUUUAGCUACAGGAAAUUAUAUGGCUAGCCAAUUCCUAUGUAACACCCCCACUCACACGAACCUUUAAAAAAAAUCCAUGAGCAUAGAACUUCAUAUUUAAAUUAGUUAUGGUUUUGAACUACCAAUUUAUGCCUUUUAAAUGUAUGGCUGACUGACCUGUGAAAACAUGGUGGGAACAUGUUCAGGAGGGGCAUGUGUGGCAGGGCAAAGCUGCUCUCCUGGCACUGGCAUCGCUACCAGGGCCAUCUUACCCAUAAGUGCUAGGAGUGCGGGGCACCCGGGUGCUGGGCUCUCAGGGGCACCAGGUCGAGAGUCUGGGGCCCGAGAGUCGAGUCCAGGGAAGAGUCCACCCAUCGGUCGGAGCACUGUGACGGGAUCUUCUGCUGUGGGCAGCUUUCCACCCCAACCCUCCUGCCCAGCGUCUGACGGCAGAGUUGUCAUCAAAGUCUUAAGGUGCCACAGGACCAAAGUGAGCGGGCGCUCCGGGUCCCCGGACAGGCUUUCGCAGGCCGUGCGCAGAGGCUUGCCACUUGGGUGCCCAGUGGCCACCAGCCUUAACUUUCCUCCUUCCCUUUCUCUGCCUCCCAAAUUUUAGACGCCUUGCUGGAGACGGAGGGCAACAUGUGAGCAGGGAGGGCAAUGCAGGCGACAAAGAAAUCGAGUCGGCGGAGUCCCUGGCCAUUUCAUUUGAUUUGUAACCCCCUCCCUGUCACCAAUACCCGGCAUCCAACCAAGAUCUGGCCGCAGCAGCUCCGUCCAGAAGGCAAGGGGGGCGCCGGGUGGAUUUUUGCACCCCAGCGCUGCAUAUGCUUAAGACAGCCCUGAUCGCUACUUAGCAGGGUGAGGUUGGGUGAGGUAGGGUAGCAAGAUUGGGGCAGCACAUGUGCACCAGCAUGACCAUUGGAGGUUGUGACAAUGCAGUUGCAACAGUGAGACCACCCUUGACCCCACUACUGCCUUGCACCCAAACCCCAUCCAGAUAAGCAGCAACAGCAAUGCCAGGAAGGCAGCUCUGCAAAAUCACCAUACCUGCCGCUACUGAAAAUGUUCAUGUGUUCCACAGCCAUGAGAGCCAGCUCUGUAAAUACCUGGCAUUUAGCAUGUGUUAAGAAGUCCUCUCAAGAUAAUCCACAAGAGCAAGAAGUAUGUCUUAAGGGAGUAUUUUUCUGUCUCUGGUUUUUUUUUCAUGAGCAGCUCUCCCCUUGGAAAAUGAUUUCCGCAACCUGACAAGGAUGUUCUACAAAACCAAACUGGCUCACCUUACUAAUAACAGCAACCAGGAUGUGGCGGACAUCAACGGUUGGGUGAGCCAAAGUACCAACAAGAAGAUCAAGAAGAUUGUGAAUGAGCUGGAUUCUGAUGCCAAGAUGAUACUCCUUAAUGCUGUCUACUUCUACUGUAAGUAGGAAGGUUCUAGGGCCUUCUGUCCCCCAACGUCUGAUCCAGAGAGACUGCUCACUCCAAGCCAGUUUGGCUUCCCUACCCUUUGGCACUCAACUCCUGAAACACUGGUCCCCAGGCAGAUUCCAGUUAGCCCCCUUUCCCCACACCAUGGCAUGUCUCGAGGUUCCACCAUUAUUGAGCUUUUAUAUCACUUUAAAUUUCAAGAGACCUACCAUCGGUUGACUUGUCUCAACAAAAGUCGAUAUAUGAUAUAGAAAUACAAAGCCCACGCCCAAUACAAGUGUGACUGAUGGGAAAGAUGAGGGGCUACAUAUAGCCCCCAUCUUCUAUGAUUCUUAACUGCACAGGGAGCCUGCACUGGUAGAGUGGUCUCCCCACAAGUGGAAGGCAAUGAAGCCAGCAACAGGAAUAUGAUGGUUGAUGCAGGGCAAAUGACUUAUCCGCCCUUAUCCCACACAAUAGUUGGCCUUUCACAAAGGAUGUAGACAUGCUGGGCUCUUGACACUCCUGCAGCCAGAAUCCUCACUGUACUAGCUGGAGAGAGGAAUAUAUAUAUAUAUAUAUAUAUAUAUAUAUAUAUAUGGGGGGAGAGUAGUGUAGAUCCUCCCUGCUCUGUAACAAUUAGUAACAAUGGUGCUUGGAGAGCACAGAUUCAUUCUGGAAGCAGCCAGUAUUUGGCUGGGACAGGCAAGCUGUGACUCUAGGGACAAAACUGUGCUUCAUCAAUGCCAGGUUGUGAAACGUAUAAAGAGGAGUGAGUAGGAAAGUUCAGGGACUUUCUUUAGCAUUACCCUUACAGGUACAAGUUUAGAUUGUGGGUCAAUUAAAUAUGAGGUAUGGUGUCUUUUUCUUUCAGUCUUCAAAAAUGCAUAACUUACUCUGCAACCUGAUGAUAGGGUGGAUUCUCAUGGUACUAGACAUGUGGUCAUCCAACAAAAUUUCUUAGCAGGAGACUCGGGAAAGACAAAAGGAUGUAGUUCUUCAUACAGCACAUAGUUAAACUGUGGAACCCACUGCCACAAGACAUGGGGAUGGAAUAUUUGUGUUUUUGUAGUUUUAACUGUAAACCUCAGUAUGGGAAAAAGUAGCAUAUAAAUGGUGCUGGUGGUGGUGAUAGCCACUAGGCAUAAUGCCUUUAUGUUGUGCUUGUGAGGCUUCCUGGAGGCCUGUGGUUGGCCAAUGUGGAAUGUGUACUUUUUAGUUGGAUUUGAGCAGAGCUCUUCUGGUGUUUAUGCCUCAAUAAACUGAUCCAAGCUCUUCAUCUUUUCAGCCAAGUGGAAGGAAAUGUUUGUAGAGAAAGACACAAAGAAGGCAAAAUUCUACCGCCCAGGCUUAGCUCCCAUCAAUGUUCAAAUGAUGAUGAGUAAGAAAUACCCAAUGGCCUCCUUCAUUGACCACAGCCUGCAGGCUAAGGUAAUGCCUAUGAGGAUUGGGAGAGGCUUACAUUUUCAAUUUCUAAGACCUGGUUCAUACACUCUAGUAAGGAUGGCUUGCAACAAAGAAAGCAAUAUAUUAAAAAAUUAAUUAUUAAUGCAAUGAACAUACCUAUAGAAGCAAAAACUAGUAUCAGCUUGGCUUAAUGUUUAGCACUCCCAUCCAAGAACCUUGGGAAUUGCAGUUCUGAGGUGGUAAGAAUUGCUUUUGUUCCUAGCAAAACUACAGUUUCCAGGUUUCUUAAACUGGUUUCACACUUGCUGAAACUUGCAGUGCAGGAAUGAUCUUAUACCCUCAGCUCCUAAGGCAUUCCUGUUCUUUGGUGGCCCCACCAGCUUGACUAACUUGUGCCUGUCUUGGGUUUCUCCUUGAACAGUUGCUCCUGCUAUUGAACUGGGUCACAUCUGUAAAGACUUAGGCUAGUUUGGUUUGUCAAUUGCUUCUCACAGCUGGUGGAAGUCCCAUAGCAAUUUGUAGAACAGAAAAUAAAACACAAAAAUACAGUUCAAUCAAAUAAGAAUUAAAACAAUACAGAACAAAUAUAUUGCAGUCAUCCAAAAAGUAACCAAAAUACAAAACAUGCACCCCAUAUCCAACAGGAGAAUCAACACCAAACAGGCUUAGUGUUCCUUAUGUAAAUAACCAUUUUAUGAUGUGUGUGUGUGUGUGUGUGUGUGUGUGUGUGUGUGUGUUAACUUUACUCUGCUGAGCCCACACAAAACCCUUUCUUCUUUUCCAAAUAUAAAAGGGAGAGGGGGGAGGAGGAUGAAAAAUGGAAAGCAGCAAAUUAGAGCUAUACCAUACUGGUCUGAAUAUAAGCCACAGUUCCUCCCCAAUUCUGGUUUGUAUAAAACCUAAGUGUGGGAUAGCAAGUCUAAUAUAAGCAACAUGCUUAAGUCUAAUUAAUGCAUGAAAGGUUUAAUGCCAUGGUGGAAGCAGUCCUACCAGGUUUCUUCUAGGUCAUUUCCCCUUGCCUUGGGAGGAAAUAGGUAAGCAAGUCUAUUGUCUCCACCACAUGUGAAGAGGUUUGAGCUGCUUGCUCCAGCUUAGCUGCAUGGCUCUCACCAGCCAAGCCACUCUUGAGUUUCUAUACCAAUAAUUUAGGAACUUUCACCACUGUGUAACUAAGCUAAGCUUUACUGCCUGUGCGACUUUUCUGAAGCUCAUGAAUCUGACCUUUGGAGAGUUUGUAAGUAAAGAAUUUUUUUUACCUUGCCAAACAUGUGGUCUUUUCCUCUGCUGGGGGAAAAGGGGAACUUUGGGAAGAAACUUUUAAGAGUACAUUUUGGAACUCAUUUGGAGGGGCAUAUUUUAAAGGUCCAGCAGCCUAUAUUCCCAUGCUUUAUUUUGCUUCAUAUUUUGUGAUUUUAAAUAUCUGUGGGCGAGUUGCCCCAAACCUGGAUCUUGGGUCCAUGGGGUCACGAAGAGUCAGACACAACUAAAUGACUAAACAGCAACAACAACCAUAUACCAUAUAUAUAUAUAUGUAUAUGGAAACCACAUAGAUGGCUUACUCUCCAGGUGGUGCAAUGGGUCAGUGCAUCUGGCUGUUAACUUCAGCCAUUUUUGUAAAAGGAUCUCACAAUCUUCUCAACAAGUGGUGCUGGUUGCCCAGUGAGUUGUUCAUUGUGAGACGUUUUCAGAAGCUGCAUCUGGUUUUGUGUGGGUUUUUUUAGAUUGUAAAAAGCACUGGACCAUAUCAGAUACUUACAGUAUGUAGAUAUAGUUUCAAAUAGAUCUCGUUUGAACAGUGUGGGGAAUCUUGUGUUUCGACCAAUAAAUCUUUGGAAAAAUGGGGUGCUCCUCUAUAGCAGGGUGCAUGAGAAUAUGGGAGAAAGGCAGGAGACUGAUGGUGUUUAAUUUGCUAGGUUGGCCGACUGCAGCUGUCUAACAACAUGAGCCUGGUCAUCAUCAUGCCCCGCUCCAUAACUCAAAAUCUCACCGAGGUGGAGGAGCGCCUCAGUGCAGUUGUCUUCAAGUCAGUGAUGACCAAGCUGGAGAGCACCCAUUUCAAGCCUACCGUGGUGUACCUACCCAGAUUCAAGGCGGACACUUCCCAGAACCUCAUGAACAUACUUGGGGAGAUGGGUAAGAAAAAUAAAGCUGGAGAGAGGAGAAAUGAGCUAAAGGCAAAGAAGCAUUGCUCCUUUUCAGCAUGAAGGAUAUGUUGUGUCAGUGAUAGAAAGAAACGCUAACCCCCACACUCCACCACCCUGUCACCAGUAUAUUUAAUUGACUCAAGCCCAUGAAGAAGCCGAUUUCACACCAUUGUUCACAGAGCAGGACUGGCUGCAUGGCUUUAAGUGUCCUCAACUGCAGAGAGAUAGUGCUUCUACUCCACUCCUCCCCAAACUAGAUUUCUUGGGACAAGAAAAACAGAUGGAAGCAGCACUGGGAAAACAUGGGUGGUGGUUUACAGGACAAUAACCAUGUCAUGUGAGCCCUCCAUUAAACAUGAGUUCAUAGGGCAUAGUUAUUGCACAAUAAAUGCCUCAGCUGGAAGCCACCAACCUCACUGUAUUCCAGUAUUAAUAGUAUUGUCCUUCUGUCAUUUCUUCUCCCCACAGGCCUGAUUUACUACCAUUUAUUUGCUGUAAAAGAAUUGCCGUGCCAACCUAUCCGGUGUGGCUAAGCAAAGCACGAUGCCUUUUAAAGAUUCUUGUGUCUGCUUCUAGAUUAGCCAACAUCUUUUCCUCUUGGGGUGUUCUGUGUUUGUUUGUGUGUGUGAAAUAGUGCUGUGGUGCUAAUAAAGAAAUAAGAGGGGAAAAUAAUAAUUGAAGGAAUCCAAUUCGCUCUCGCUCUUGCUCUCUCUCACGCGUGCACACACACACACACACACACACACACACACAGAAUGUGGCUAAUUCAGAAGACAUGCACCACUAAUUCCCUACCGAUGCUAAAACAAAAAGAAAUAAAUUGGGCUAAACCUUAAAAAGGGAAGCUUUUAAUUAAUGUUGCUGGGGACUUUUGCUGACCGGGAAAUACUUCUAAGUCAACAUGAUAAGAAGAUCUUUUCCUUAGGGAAGGGCACUGCUGGUUAAUAUAACACUAUUGAAUGCUAUGUUGUACCUCCAUUUUAAUUCUACCUCUAGCUAAUUGUGGGGAAAGCAUUGCCUUGGAAGUACUACAAUGUUUGCAGGCAUGUACAGGGAUCUCUUCCCCCGUAGCUCUGCUUUGAAGCCCAUUUCCAGCCAAAGGAGAAGAGAGUUCAGGUUUCAUCCGAUAUUAUCUUUAUGCAUUUAAUCCAACCUUCUCUUUCAGAUUUUGGCUUUUUCUAUGAUGCCGAUCUGUGUGAGAUCUCCACGGAUAAAGAACUGGCCGUGUCCAGUGCUCACCACAGGGCUGUGCUGGAAAUCAGCGAGGAAGGAGUGGAAGCGGCGGCUGCCACAGUUGUCUCCCUGGCACGCACAGCCAAUAUCUUUGAAGUGUCUCAGCCCUUCCUUGUUGCAGUGAUGAGGGAUAAUGGGUUCCCAGUCUUCAUGGGGCGCAUCAACAACCCACAGGCAGCAUAA
Messenger RNA from Podarcis lilfordi (Lilford's wall lizard), 29593 nucleotides. The record is from the annotation of a GenBank genome assembly. NCBI's taxonomy places the organism in Eukaryota, Metazoa, Chordata, Lepidosauria, Squamata, Lacertidae.